AUGGGGGAGAGGGAGCCGCUGUACAUAUGCAGGCCCUUGGACCUCGCCUUAUGCCAGGCCUUAUCUCAGCCACACUGUCGCUCCGUGCGAUUGACUCCCGAUUGGCCGCGGUUACCACCGCGCGCCUCGCAUCCUUUGCCGGGGAGGAACGGUAUAUGCAUUUUCCCGGUCGUGGUCCAUCAUCACACAUUAUUCGCUCUCUCUCUCUCUCUCUGUAACUCUGAAACCCCCGGCAACAUUCCGCUGCACCAUUCUCAAUCGCCUUGUUUGAGGGGCCCGCUAACUGAGCUUAUCCCUCCACCUUACCAUCCUCCCGGGUGGAUGCUCGUGCUCAGCGAGGCGCGCCCGAGGCCGAAAUCGGAAUCCCAUGGAACUAUCUUGGCAUCUAUUUUCGAACUCGGCCGUUUCUUCAAUUUCGAGUUUGGUCAUGUCGAACACGGAGAAUCCCCCGUCAACCGUCACAGCUAA
Molecule: messenger RNA, 468 nt
Organism: Sodiomyces alkalinus F11
Lineage: Eukaryota; Fungi; Ascomycota; Sordariomycetes; Glomerellales; Plectosphaerellaceae
Exons: 4
Coding region: 1-468 (155 amino acids)
Source: RefSeq, a predicted model, not a curated record